Sarcophilus harrisii (Tasmanian devil) is the source of this 3185-nucleotide messenger RNA. It is a transcript of the gene HTR7, whose product is annotated as 5-hydroxytryptamine receptor 7. Gene Ontology annotation, molecular function: G protein-coupled serotonin receptor activity; neurotransmitter receptor activity. The transcript is spliced from 3 exons. The coding region runs from base 114 to 1478 and encodes 454 amino acids. The record is from RefSeq and is a predicted model, not a curated record. Lineage: Eukaryota; Metazoa; Chordata; Mammalia; Dasyuromorphia; Dasyuridae. Gene Ontology annotation, cellular component: dendrite; membrane. Gene Ontology annotation, biological process: circadian rhythm; vasoconstriction; G protein-coupled receptor signaling pathway, coupled to cyclic nucleotide second messenger.
GGCUCUGGUGCUGGCUGCUGGCAGGAGGCGAAGUGAGGACCCCCGCCCAGCAGUGGCCGGAGCGCAGGGUUAAGGGAGCGCAGGGGAGGACUCCAUGGGUUGCGCAGACCGUCAUGGUGAUGGACAUCAACAGCAGCGGCGGCGGGGUCUCGGACCCAAGCUACUACAGUAGCCUUCGCUCUUUCCUACUCCAGGAGGUGGGACAGGGUCUCCGGGACCUGAGCCCCGACGGCGGCGGCGGUGGCGGCGACGGGAUGAUCUCGGGCUCCUGGGAGCCGCGUCUGCUGCCGGUGAUCCAGGAGGUCACAGCCAGCCCAGAGCCAGGAUUCUCCGCGGGAAACAACACCGGCUGUGGGGAGCAGAUCAACUACGGCAACACCGAGAAAGUUGUGAUCGGAGCCAUCCUGUCCCUCAUCACUCUGCUCACCAUCGCCGGCAACUGCCUGGUGGUGAUCUCCGUCUGCUUCGUCAAAAAGCUCCGUCAGCCCUCCAACUACCUGAUAGUGUCGUUGGCCCUGGCCGACCUCUCGGUGGCCGUGGCGGUGAUGCCCUUCGUCAGUGUCACCGACCUCAUCGGAGGCAAGUGGAUCUUCGGACACUUUUUCUGCAACGUCUUCAUCGCCAUGGACGUUAUGUGCUGCACGGCUUCGAUCAUGACCCUCUGUGUGAUCAGCAUUGAUAGGUACCUUGGGAUAACAAGACCUCUGACGUACCCUGUGAGACAAAAUGGCAAAUGUAUGGCCAAAAUGAUCCUUUCCGUGUGGCUCCUGUCUGCCUCGAUCACUUUACCUCCUCUCUUUGGCUGGGCCCAGAAUGUCAAUGAUGAUAAAGUUUGCUUAAUCAGCCAGGAUUUUGGCUACACAAUUUACUCCACUGCAGUUGCAUUUUACAUCCCCAUGUCUGUGAUGCUUUUCAUGUACUACCAGAUUUACAAGGCUGCUAAGAGAAGUGCUGCUAAACAUAAAUUUACUGGCUUCCCUCGGGUUGAAGAAAAUAAUGAAGGUGUCAUUUCAGUCAAUGGCAUGGUGAAGCUCCACAAAGAUCCUGAAGAAUGUGCCAAUUUUUCCAGACUCCUUAAACAGGAGAGGAAAAAUAUCUCCAUCUUUAAGAGGGAGCAGAAAGCAGCCACCACUCUUGGGAUUAUUGUCGGGGCCUUUACUGUAUGUUGGCUCCCAUUCUUCAUCCUCUCGACAGCAAGGCCAUUUAUCUGUGGGACUUCCUGCAGCUGCAUCCCAUUGUGGAUGGAGAGAACAUUCCUGUGGCUAGGCUAUGCAAACUCCCUCAUUAAUCCUUUUAUAUAUGCCUUCUUCAAUCGAGACCUGAGGACCACCUAUCGCAACCUGCUCCAGUGUCGAUACAGGAACAUCAACCGGAAACUUUCAGCUGCGGGAAUGCAUGAAGCUCUGAAGCUAGCUGAGAGACCUGAAUUUGUGCUACAAAACUCUGACUACAGUCGGAAAAAAAGUCAUGAUUCAUGAUGGAGCCUGAAAUCAACAAGGAGUGAAAGAGGUGACUCACUCCUAAUGAAGAAGUUUCUGGCUUUCAAAAUACAGCUUCUCCUGUGGGAGGAACCAUUCAAAUGUGACGUCAACAUGGAUGAUCCAUUGUAUGACAUGUGCUGAUUUGGAGAGGGAUGAUCACUCUCUUGCUUGCUUUCCAUUUGUAAAUCAAUGCUAUUGUGUACAACUAAAAAUCAAUGUCUGUGUAUGACAGCAAAAUCAUGUUUUAGCAAUAAGCACAUUAACAAAACUGCAUUCUGUAGAAGAUGGAAACUCAGUUUCUAGUGUUUCACAUCUUUCUGUGUCAGUGAAAGGAAGUCCUAGUUCAUAGUCCCCAUGCUUUUGAGGCAAGAUGUUAUUAUGAAUAUUCAGGGAUCAUUGAUGAAAAAAAGCUGUAUUUUGUUGUAUGACAAAUAGAUAUUUUUUAAGCAAACACUGGUAAGUCGUCGUGUUGAAAAUGUUGCAUGCCUGUGUUAGAAAACAAAACUACUGUAGUCCGCUAUUGCAAACCUAGUUCCAGGGCAUUGUUUAUUUAAAGCCCCUGUCAAGUAGUUUGGCUUUUUUUUACAGAGGCCCCUGUGUCUUUCCCAUAAAAGUACUUUAUGUGUUGAUCUACUUAUUGUUCCUAUAGGACUCAUGAAUGGAUUUAAGGCUGGAAAGGGCCAGAAAGCCUGGCCAUAGAUUUUGCUUUGCAAACAGUUCUUCCUCAGGAUGCUAAGGGAUUGGGAUAAUUCAUUUCCCAAGGUUCUUGGCAACCCAAGGGGGAAAAAAGACUGCACUGGGAGCAAUCUGCCAUGCAACAAGCAUUCAUUAAGCACUUAUUAUGUUUGUAAGUGCUGGGGAUUAUUAAGAGAAGAAAGACAUAAUAGGUUUCCAAACCUUGAAAUGCUUCCUGUUCUGAUGUCACAGAUCUAGUAACUGGCAGAUGCCAUUUUGUGACCAGGGUGACCAGAUUGUACUUCAAGGCAGAUGUGCUUGUCGCCUGCCUGCUGCUGAAUGUUCAGUGUGAAGAAUUGCUUUCUUUGAGCAUCAUCAUGCUCAACUCUGUGAAUGAAUUUGAUGGAAAAAGGAGAGUGCCCUAGAGCCUUGGCUAAGAGCCUCUGAGAAGGCCAUUAGGCUCAUUCACUGUGAUGUCUGUAUCUUAAAGCAAGGGUAUGCAUUGAGUGAUGCAAUUCUGUCUUAUGUAAGGUCAACAAUUGAGGCAGGAUGCUGACAGAAAUGAUCCUGUCAUGGAUCUGACUCGUCAAACUGUGAAGUUCAAUAAACACAGGGUACAGGAACGAUGGUAAUUCUGAGCCGGUAGAGCCACCAGGAGGAAGCCUUCAUCUCCAGGUGACGGAUGGAGAGCCCUAUGAGCAAAUGGACAGUUUUCCCCACCGUAAAGGAGACGAUACGCUCCUCAGACUUUGUGGCUUUCUAACAGGGGGCCCAGACUGGACAUGCAUGAUUUUGCUUUGGCUUUGCCUCUUACCAGGACCAGAGAAGCACCUGCAUCCCAGAUGAAGAGAAUAUGGGUAUUUAUCUUCUAGACAAAGCUGUGUGAAUAUCUUAACUGCAGGCUUCAUAGAGUGACUGUACAUAAUUAUAUUCAUAAUUUAAAGGAUUAAGUAUAAUAAGAUGAAUGUUGUGUUCCAUUUGAAAAUGUUUUAUUACAUUAAAUCAAAUAAAGUCUAUUUAUAGCUGCAA